UGGUAGGAGUACUAAUUUUGUUUCAUUCGAGUAUUUAAUAGUUCAUUUUAAAAGAUAAGUAAAGCGUUAGUGUUAUAAAAGGUAGAAGAGAUGGCCAAAAGCAAAUUUGAGUACGUGCGCGAUUUCGAAGUCGAAACGAAAUGUUUGCAAAAUUGUUGGAUCGUCGUCCGAAUUGACGGAAAGGGCUUUCACAAAUUCACGGACAAACACGGAUUCAGGAAGCCGAACGACGCCCGAGGUCUGACGCUGAUGUCGCGAGCGGCGGCGAGAGUCAUGAACGAGUUCAGGGACGUCGUCGUCGCGUUCGGGCACAGCGACGAGUACAGUUUCGUUUUCAAGAAAAACACCGACAUAUACAGUAGAAGGAGCGAGAAAAUUCUGUCCCUGGUCACCAGCCUCUUCUCCUCGUCUUACGUCUUCUUCUGGCCUCUGGAGUUCCCGGAAAAAAAACUUCUAUACGCGCCUUCCUUCGACGCAAGGAUCGUACUUUAUCCGACUGUCGAAAAUCUCAGAGAUUACAUGAGCUGGAGGCAAGCGGACGUGCACGUGAACAACUUGUACAAUACCUGCUUUUGGUCUCUUGUCCUAAUAAAAGGACUUUCUCGUGAAGAGGCGCAGAACAAAUUAAGUGGUACUGUGUCGAGCGAAAAGAACGAGCUGCUCUUUCAGGAAUUCAAUCUCAACUACAACAAGGAACCGGAAAUGUUUCGUAAAGGGACCACACUCGUCAGGAAAUCCGUAGUUUUUCCCAACGAGACGAAACCCAAAGCGGUGAUAGUUCCACUCCACUGUGAUAUAAUUAAAGAUAAAUUCUGGCAAGAAAACGAUGAAAUUUUAAAUUCAAACGCCAUCCCCUUGAUUGAGUAUAAAGACGAUUUGUUGUGUUUUUCUAAGUAAAACGUUAUGAGAAAGAAGUGCAUUUGUUCAACUGGAAGAACAAUAAAACGAUUUACCUUUCUUAA
Molecule: messenger RNA, 962 nt
Organism: Cimex lectularius (bed bug)
Lineage: Eukaryota; Metazoa; Arthropoda; Insecta; Hemiptera; Cimicidae
Gene: THG
Product: probable tRNA(His) guanylyltransferase
Exons: 2
Coding region: 91-897 (268 amino acids)
Biological process (GO): tRNA modification
Molecular function (GO): magnesium ion binding; tRNA guanylyltransferase activity
Source: RefSeq, a predicted model, not a curated record